GUUUCUUUUGCAGUUUGAAAUCUUUAUUACUGUAUCAAAUCGAUCACCUUGAUAAGUUGACUCGUAAUUUUAAAUUUAGGCGUUUAGUCUUUUUCUACUUCCUCCCGCACACUAUUAUUUUUGUCUAUAAUUGGCAGCUGCAAUAUCUUUAUUUGUCCUCUUCUGGUCAGUUUCACAAAACCACUUAAUUCACGGCCAACCCCAAUUGUGGGUAUGCCUCCCUAAUUAUUCAGGACAAGAACAGCAACAAUUAUGUGGGCAUGAACCAUGUUCUGAUGCAACAACAACAAAAGUAGGAUGUCUAAUAGCACGGGUUACUGGGCUAGUUGGCCCAUUCUUGCAUCAUUUAACAAAAGCGCAUGCCUUGGACAGCACAGUGAAACAGACGUUGGACGUGUUCCAUAUAUCUGUGUUACUGCCCCUUUCAAGUUGUACGCUUUUGUUAAUCCAUGCCAAUAAUAGGGUGCUGCUCUUUAGUGUGAGGCAUCGCUGAUGUCGCAGUAAAUGAGUGCAGAGCCGAAGUAAUCACUGAUGCCUGCUGGCCUUUUCUUUCUUUUUUUUUUUUUUACUUAAACGCAAACAGUCCCGAUACAAAGGUCUCGGCGGCUCCACGUUGCGGCGUAGUUGUAUUUUCUUGGUGUGAGAUAGAUUGGAUCAGGCACAGUGUUUCUACUCCCAUGGUCAGGUCGUUGACUCGGUCGCGUAAUGCCCUAUUGUUCUGAUUCUCCGCGCCACUUCGCCAGCCAAUGGAAGCGAUAAGCCGAAGUGAGCUGCGGGGAUUCAAUGCGAAAGAACGUUCAGCCUUUACCUGCCGCAGGCUCGUCAGCGACGUUUUCGCUUAAACAUGUGAUUCCUUCUUUCGUUUCUGCACUAGCGGAUUAGCAUUUACCACAGAAUAGGCCCCCGUAGCUAUAGUGCACGAAACAAAAGUGCAAAUGUGAUUAUUUGUUCAUUUCUGUUGAAGGACAACUCUAAUGCGAAGCGGCCGUACUUACUUGCCUCUGCGUGAACUGCUACUUAAAUGUGGUCAUUUGACAAACCAUCGUUCCUCGACAUUAAUUGACUUAUUGAUAGUUAAAAAGGUCUCAAGAAAAACUACGCAAAAAAGUGGCUCCAAGGGCUUGGCAGAAUCAUGCCGGGGGCUCGUCCGCUGAAGAAUGACCCCCAGUUUGGGGUUGACUCAAGAUGGAGUUGGAUCAACGCGGGCUUCUGCAGUUGGGUGUUGUUCCUGGCUAUGGCCACGCCCCGCGUUACCGGCAUCUUCUUUUACGGUGUCAUCGAGACAUUCAGGGUGAGCAGAGGGGAGGCGUCCUGGUCGGUGUCACUGGCGGGUACCCUGUUGGUGCUAGCAGGCCCAAUAGCUGGCACCCUCUGCCAGCGCUUUUCGUGCCGGACCGUCCUGAUAGCCUGCUCGUCUGUGGCAGGAAUCGCUGCAAGUUUAUGCUACCUGGCAGAAAAUCUUAUAUUUAUCACCAUUUCCUUCGGUAUUGUUCACGGCUGCGCCCUAUGCGGCAUGUACGUCGCUGCCAAUGUCUUGGUGGCGCAGCACUUUGAGAAGCGAAGGGCCAUGGCCUGCAGCCUCGUGUACACAGCGAGUGGCCUCAACAACGUCGUUUUCCCUCCUCUGAUGGAGUUCCUACGCACAACCUACGGCGUUCGCGGAGCGUUCCUGCUGUACGGAGCCAUUCUCCUAAACACGAUUCCAGCUGUCAUCGUCCUUAGAAGCCCGCCGUGGCUCACCAAGCCGACGUGUGCGCCCAGAAAUACGGAACAUGAAGCGGAUGACCCGGGAAAAGUGACAGAUGUUGAGAACACUGCGUCCAGCGAAGACGUCGCGUCAGCGGACGUGUCGAAGAAUUCUUCGUCCUACUCACAAAAUGCGUCAACGUGUAAACACUCAGCGAGCACUUCGAUGAGCACCGAGGGAAUGAGUUCACAGGCCUGUUUGUGUGAAGACAAAAGCGCAGCUAAGAUGACGCAAACUAAGAAAGUUUUAGCAUUCCUAAGACCCAGCCCUACGACUAAGCAGUUCUUGACAUUCUCUUUUCUAGUCCACGGCCUUUCUUUCGCAGCAGUUUUCUUCACCGCAGGCGUAUUCGUCAUGAUACCGGCCGAUCUUGCCAGAGACCGUGGCCUGAAGCCUUUAGAUUAUGUGUAUGUCCUGCAAGCUUUUUCUGCUGCAGACGUCUCAUUUCGAGCAGUCGUUGGCUUCGCCAUCGACUCGCGCAUCUUAUCUAUCGAAUCGUCGAUGCUGCUGGGAUACGUGGUGCAGGGAGUCGCUUACGAGUGGCUCGUGUGGGCUGGGACGCUACCGCCAAUGAUUGCCGCUGCAUUUUUCAUGGGCGCCACCUGCGGUUCGAGACUGUCUCUGCAGGCGCCCGCGUUGGUCCAGGACUUCGGCAUCAGCAUUUUGCCGACGAUGAUGGGCGGAGUGUCCUUCUGCGCUGGUGCAUCGCUUCUCCUGCGACCACUACUGAUCGGUUACUACAGAGACACACUUGGCGACUACACUGGACUGCUGCAUUCAAUGGCUGCCCUCAACGCGUUCUUUGUAUGCUUGUGGACGGCAAAACUUAUUGCGAAGAGGAGGGCGACGAUGAAGUUGAAAGCUAGGGAGAACGAGGAAACAAGCAGAACUGAUUUACACCAAUCUGGAAGUGACAUGAAAUGCAGUGGAGAAUCAUCGGCUACUUGAAGUGCUUCGAGCUGUAGUUUUAGGAAUUUACAUAGUACGGCGCCUAAAAGUUAAAGUACCAGUGACUUUGCUGACAACGCUAAGCUAGACGCCCAAAGGCUGCUGCCAUGGGCGGUUUAUGCUCUUCAAAGGACACAGUUUCUUGCAGAUCAUUAGAGUUAUCGAAUACAUAUAAUAAUUAAAUAUUCCGCAACUGAAUUUUCUAUUUUUGCAAUCACAUUAUGUUUAUAUAUACUAGAAACUUCAAGAAAAUCAUACACAAGAAGAUCGCAAUUUUGUUCUAUUCUUCUAGUGCGCCUGUUUUCCUAUAUAUUCAACACCAAACUUGACACUCAUUGCGAUAAUUUUGCUUUUAGAUGAAAGACACGACACAAGCACUAACUGCCCUUGUGGCGUAGGUCAUUCCGUAUAGCACGCUAUUUUCAAACCCCGUUGAAGCUGAUAACAGCUGAGCUCCUGCUCUUAUCUGAGAAAAACAAGAUUUCCUUGCCCUCCUCAACCGUCUGCGUCGCAUGAAAGGGAGGGGGGAGGGGGGGGCUUUGUGUAGAGAGUACCGCUUCCGAACGUUGAUUACGAAUAUCCUAGAAACAAGAAAAGCGUUCGGGGAGAAUCAAACAUAAUAGGAUUGCCGUCGUAUGCGACUGUCUUGAUACUUGCAAUACUAACGUAUACCAUAACCGCGGAAUUGAAUAAUUUAAUCAAAUAUUUUUUGUUAAUUGUUCAAGGCUAAUAAAAAUCUUUCGCGAA
Molecule: messenger RNA, 3442 nt
Organism: Dermacentor andersoni
Lineage: Eukaryota; Metazoa; Arthropoda; Arachnida; Ixodida; Ixodidae
Product: monocarboxylate transporter 2-like
Biological process (GO): transmembrane transport
Molecular function (GO): transmembrane transporter activity
Source: RefSeq, a predicted model, not a curated record